CUAAUAAACCAUACAUCAGUGGAAAGCUUAUUUACUCAAUUUCGAAAAAUUGACACUUAAGACUGAUUUUGUGGUCCAUGGUUACAUAUGGCUGUGAAAAUCCUCAAGAAUCCUUGAUCUGCAUGAGAUUGUCUGUGAUUGUUGCUUAUCUCCACAGCAGCUGAAUGAAUAUCUGCUUUAAUCAGAAUCAAAAAGCAUUACUUUUUAAACAAGAAAUUAUUCCUGGCAGGUUUGAUGCCAGUGUCAUUCUUCAGCCAACACUGAUUUAAUCAUUUUACACACAGAAGGCUGGAAGUGUGUUAAAGCAGUUAAAACAAAGAAACGUGUUUUAUCUGUUAUUAGACACAUUAUUCAAGUAGUCUGAUUAUCAGUGUUGAAAUAUACAUAUGAUACUGAGCGAAGUACAGAGGGAGGAGCAACAAACCUGCAAAGUCACGGCCUCACAAACAAUAUGUUUAUAAUCUCCUUCACACUCCUGAUCUUUACUUUCUCUCUCGCAACAUGAACACAUCUGCACACUGAAAACCAGGAAGUGUGUGGAUUCAAGAGAAACAAAACCUAGUCCCUGCUACACGAUUUCCUCUAUUUUGGCUGAAGCUGUAGAGGAGCAAAUAUUUUACUUUUGUUUUAUGUCAAAGCAGCAGAGCAGUUUGUAUUAGAGGUAUAAACUAUCUGCAAAGAAAUGGCUGAAUCUGCAGCGAGUCAGUGUGAGGAUCAGUUCAUCUGUUCAGUCUGUUUGGAUCGGCUGAAGGAGCCGGUGACGAUUCCCUGUGGACACAGUUACUGUAUGAGCUGCAUUACUGACUGCUGGGAGCAGAAGGAGCAGGAGCCGCCGUACAGCUGUCCCCAAUGCAGAGAGAGCUUCAGUCAGAGACCUCUACUAAAGAAGAACACUCUGAUAGCAGAGAUGAUGGAGACGCUGCAGAAGACGUCUCUACAAACGGCUGCUGUGGAGUGUGAUGUUUGCACUACAGAGAAGAGCAGAGCUGUAAAGUCCUGUCUGCAGUGCUUGGCCUCCUUCUGUCAAACUCACCUGCAGCUUCACUAUCAAUCUCCUGCGUUUAUGAAGCACAAACUAGUCGAUGCGUCCAGAAACAUUCAGGAGAACAUCUGCCUCAGUCAUAAAAAACCUCUGGAUAUUUACUGUCAGGAUGACGGUCAAUGUGUUUGUUAUCUGUGUAUGAUUGAUAACCAUGCUGGCCACAGAGUGGUGUCUGUGGAUUCAGAAUGGACUAGUAAAAAGAAAGAGUUAAAAGGGAUCAAGAUGGCUUGUCAAAAGCUGAUCGAGGAGCGUGAGAGAGGUCAGCGGGAACUCAGUGAAGCUGUGAAGCACCUUAAGAGUUCAGCAGAAGAGGCCGAGGAGAACAUUGAGAAGGUCUUCACUGAGCUCAUCUGCUCUCUGGAGAAGAAACGCUCUGAGAUUAAAGAGCAGAUCAGAGAUCAGGAGAAGACUGAGACAGAUCGAGCAGAGGAACUUCACAAACAUCUGGAUCAAGAGCUGACAGAACUCAGAAAAACACAAACAGAGAUUGAGAAACUUCUGAUUACUGAUGAUCAGAUCCAUUGUCUCAAGAGCUGUCAGUCUGUGUGUGUUUUACCCACAUUUGAAGACGUUCCCAGCUUCAUUCAACACACUCAUCUGUCUUUUAAAGACAUUUCAGUCUCAGCAUUCAGAGAGGUUUUGGAGGACGUCUGUCAUCAGCAAACAGCCAGAAUAUCUCAAGACGUGUCAAACAUUCAUAUUUCAGAGUCUCCAGAACCUAAAACUCCAAAUGAUUUUUUGCAGUAUUUCUGUGACAUUCGCCUGGAUCCACACACUGCACACGAAUGCCUCUUCCUGUCAGAAAAGAACAGAAAGGCUUCAUUUUUAAAUGAAAUCCGGAGAUCAUAUAAAAACACAGCGCAGUUUGACUGUUUUCCUAAUGUCCUGUGUAUGAAGGGUUUGAGCGGUCGCUGUUACUGGGAGGUUGAGUGCAGUGGGAGCGACUGGUCUGUAGCAGUUUCCUACAGAGGAAUUGGUCGUAAAGGACGAAGUAAUGACUGCAGACUUGGGUUUAAUAACAAGUCCUGGAGACUGACCCACUGUCGCCAGGAUUUCUAUGUCAGACAUGAUGAUAAACAAGUCAAUCUUUCUCCUUUCCCCUCCUUUAGAAUAGGAGUGUAUCUGGAUCAUAAAGCAGGAACUCUGUCCUUCUACAGCGUUUCUGACACAAUGACCCUUCUUUACACAUUCCAGACCACUUUCACUGAACCCCUCUACCCUGCAUUUGGGAUUGGAGAAGGUUUUAUCAGGAUCAUAGGGCAGAGAAGAAUUCUCAAAUCCCACAAAUAAAAGACGAGCAAAAUUUCACUAUGUUCACUAUGUUCUUAUGUACUCUGAACGAUUAAACCCAAGACUGUAGUUCAUCGUUAAGACAAAUGGUGUCAACUUUAGCUUGUCUAUUCAUUUUAAUGUGAACUGAUUCUCAAAGUAAAGCCUUCUGCGGUGGCUUUGCUAUUGUAGUUCUGUUUCAUGGUUUUCUUUUUCUUUUUUUUUUGGUGAGGGUUUAUAUAAACAAAUAUAAUCUCUGUGUAUUGUCUUUAUAUGUUUGUAUUAUACCCUGCAUGAACAUAUUAUUAGGGUAUGUAAAUGCAUACUUCACAUUUGCAUUCUACCUUCUUAUGGGAAGCAAUUAUAGCAUAUACAGUAUGAUGAAUAUGGUAAUAUUCUCGAAUGAGACGCAUAAAUGGAGCUUACCUGGAUGUCAUUUUGUGGCAAUUUUCUUUUCCCUGCAUAUUGCUUUAUAUGUAUUAAAUGGUAAUAAUGGUAACUUUCAACAUUUGAUAUGUUAUCUAUAUUCUAUUGUGGAUAAAAUAUAAGUUUAUGAGAUUUGUAAA
Messenger RNA from Cyprinus carpio (common carp), 2877 nucleotides. Its product is annotated as E3 ubiquitin-protein ligase TRIM16-like. Gene Ontology annotation, molecular function: zinc ion binding; protein binding. Lineage: Eukaryota; Metazoa; Chordata; Actinopteri; Cypriniformes; Cyprinidae. The record is from RefSeq and is a predicted model, not a curated record.